Messenger RNA from Harmonia axyridis, 5870 nucleotides. Its product is annotated as SLIT-ROBO Rho GTPase-activating protein 1-like. Gene Ontology annotation, cellular component: cytoplasm. The transcript has 15 exons. The record is from RefSeq and is a predicted model, not a curated record. The coding region runs from base 582 to 3815 and encodes 1077 amino acids. Gene Ontology annotation, molecular function: protein binding. Gene Ontology annotation, biological process: negative regulation of cell migration; signal transduction. NCBI's taxonomy places the organism in Eukaryota, Metazoa, Arthropoda, Insecta, Coleoptera, Coccinellidae.
ACUAAUCAACUUUACGUCAGAUGAGAACUUGAAUGUGAGAAUAGUGCCCUUAUUAUGAAAUUAAUCGUGCAAAUAACAGACUAGAUUUUCCUGAGAAAUAGUUUAUCUUUCUCUGAAAAAAGUGUUCAGAAGUGAAAUGAGAGAUUGAAUCAAUCACUAAAGCUGUAGCGGUUGAUACACAUGCUCCAAGCGAAUAAUUUAAUCGAUAAUUCCAGAUGAAAUAGGGAUUAUUUCCAGUUGCGCAGUGUUGGAUUUCAGAAUGGAUAUAAUAUGAGGCAAGAUAUCCUAGAUCGAGAUGAAAACAAGCUGGGCCCGUAUGUAUUCUAGCUGUAAACCAGAUUAAGGUCAAGUCAUCUAAUGAAUGAUCCUUCCGCUGUUGAGAGUGCCACAAUAAAUCAUUAAAUCUUUGUAAAUGAAGCCGCAACACGAUUAUAGUGCACACAAAAGCUGUUUCCAAUUUUAUGCGCUGCCUCAUCUUACAUCUCAUCGUCUGUUCGUGUUACUCUUAGAAAUGUUGUCGUAUUUGAAAUAUUAAUAUCAGACUUCAGUUGAAUGAACAAUUAAGAUGUUUGGAUCUACGAAUGGAGGCCCAAGUGGCCUUGGUUACCGAGCUUCAAGAGUUUUUUCGCAGAAGGGGAGAGUUAGAGUUAGAUUACUCGAAGAAUUUGGAUAAAUUAGUGAAGAGUAUACAACUGAGACAUAGGGAACAAAAACAGAAGAGGGAACAGUGGCCUUUAUUUUCAAGUUAUACAUGUUGGCAACAGUUGGUUGACCAAACUAAAAAUUUAAGUAAGGACCAUGUAGCCUUAUCAGAGGUUUACUCAACACAUUUAGUUGCUAGGUUAUCCCAGGUUAUGGAUGAUGUCCAACGAAUCUACAAGAAGUGUCGGGAAAUUGGCUAUGAGACGCACGAGGAAAUUCUAAGAGUACUUCACGAGUUGCACACUACAAUGAAAACAUAUCAUAGCUACCAGGCUGAAUUAAGACAGACUGAGGGAAAAUUGAGGCUUGCAGAAAACCAGAGGAACAAACUCGAGCAGUCUCUAUCACAAGACAAGCUGGAAAGGUCAAAGAAAUAUAAAAUGAUGGAAAAAGAAGUACAAAAGCGCAAAAGCAAAUAUACAGACGCCAAGGUGAAGGCGUUGAAAGCAAGGAAUGAAUACAUUUUAUGCUUGGAAGCGUCAAAUACAACAAUCCAUAAAUAUUUCGUUGACGACUUGUCAGAUCUUAUAGAUUGUAUGGAUUUUGGUUUUCACAACUGCAUAUCGAGGGCGCUCAUGAUGCAUGUAACAGCUGAAGAAGGAAGACAAAAAUCAGUUCAACAUGGAUUAGAACAACUGACAAAUUGUAUUAAUUCUUUGGAUUCAAGGCUGGACAAACAAAAAUUUUUAGAAUACAAUCACAGUGCUUUUAUGAUACCGAAAAAACUUGAAUUCCAAGGACAGAAAACUGACGAUCCACCAGAACCAGAGAUACAGAAGGUGCUUCAUCAGGAAAUGGAAAGCAGACUUUCCCAACUUCAAAAACGGGUCACAUCACUCAGGGCAGAAUCUGAGGAAGUGUGGAAAACAUUGGAAACAGCAGAAUUCACACUGCUGGAAAUGUUGAAUGCUAAAGAUUAUGAUUGUAGUGGUUACUUCGGGGAAAAUUCUGUGCCUACAAACAAACCUCCUGAAACAUUGUCUAUGAAACAGCGAUCUGAUAGGCAAGAAACAGAAGAAUUUUACCUCACUAAAUUCAGGGAAUAUUUAUUAGGAUCCACAAGAAUAGCGAGACUAGAUUCUAAACAAGAGUACAUUAGGAGUGCUAUGUUAUCAGAAACACCAGAUUUUUGCAAUACUUUGAAACCGGUAAUUAAAACGCCAAGACGAAAAAGGAUAGGCAGGCUUCAGAUGAACGGUCAACCCAAAUUGUUUGGUGGUUCUCUAGAAGAAUACUUGGAGGCCACUAAUCAAGAAAUUCCUAUAAUUAUGAAAUCUUGCAUAAGGGUGAUCAAUCUAUAUGGGCUACACCAUCAGGGUAUAUUCAGGGUUUCUGGUUCUCAAGUGGAGAUAAAUAAUUUCAGAGAAUGGUUUGAGAGGGGUGAGGAUCCUCUUGCAGAUAUGACUGAUGCAUCCGACAUAAAUAGUGUUGCAGGUGUAUUCAAGUUAUAUCUUAGAGAGUUAAGAGAACCUCUAUUCCCUAUAAUAUAUUUUGAACAAUUCAUGGAUUUAGCACAAUUAGAAUCCAAGAGGGACUUCAUAAAUAGAAUGAAGGAACUCAUAAUGAGUUUGCCAAGAAGUGUUGUGAUAGUUAUGAGAUAUUUAUUCGCAUUUUUGAACCAUUUAUCCGAAUUUUCUGAUGAAAACAUGAUGGAUCCUUACAAUUUGGCAAUAUGUUUUGGACCGACUUUAGUGCCAGUGCCUGAUGACAAGGAUCAGGUGCAAUAUCAAAAUCAAGUUAAUGAGCUCAUUAAAAAUAUUAUCAUGUAUAAUGAGGAUAUUUUCCCGAAUGAUGAGGGCAUCGUAUAUGAGAAAUAUAUUUCACCUGAACCCGAUGAUCAGGAUGUUGGCGAUUCUCCUUCAGAUAUAACACAAGAAGAUCUCUAUUCCGAAGUAUAUCCUUCAGAAGAUGAUUCGGAGAACCUUGAAGCAACCGCACAAUUUGAUUUCACAGCAAGAUCACACAGAGAACUAUCACUGAAGAAAGGUGAUGUGGUUACACUUUACUGUCAAGUUUCCAACGACUGGUGGAGAGGUUGUGUCAAUGGACAAGAAGGGCUUAUUCCUGACAAAUAUAUAUCUCUAAAAAUGAAAGAUGAAGAUCGAGAUAAACUAGAGAAUUUGAAGUCUAGUUCAUCUGAAGAGUCCAUGAGAAGGAGGGCUUCAAGCUCCAAUGAUUCUGUCUUAUCUGAAAGUUCCAUCUCUGCUACAAAUUCUCCUCUUAUACAGUGUGCUCCAGUAACAUGGACAAAUGUUUCUGAUAUGGCUGAAUCUAUCUCUAUAGAUCAGAAUUCUUCAGCAGUGACUAUUACUCAGUCAAGAGAGAAGGGAAAUAAAAGAUUGAAUUCUUUGGAGAAUGCAGAAUCUCAGCCUUCCAUCAAAACAGACGAAUGUAUCCAGCAUCACACAACUAUUAAUGUAAAUCAGAUAACUCCUCAACCACAGUCCAUCACAAUCAAUGGCUCUACAGUCACUGUUGCUAAACCUAUUGAAAAAGACGUUGAAGAGAGUGGUAAAGUUGAGGAAUCCGUUGUUAUACGAAAAGUUCACAAAGCUGAAAGUGAAAUUGACGAAAGUGAUGUGGACUUUUCGCAAAACCGGGAACUUUGGCAAAGAAGAGCAAACUCACAGUCGAACAUACAAAUUCCUAGCAAUUUGAAGGUCAACAGACAUUCUGAAUCAUUUGUUCAACGUCAAAAUCAUACGCCGGAUUUGGUUAUGGAUCUGCCGCUUCUAGGGAAUUGUAGCCCCAAAGAAAUUGCUAAAAAAUCAGUAUAUGUAUCUACAAACAUAGAAACGGCAGAACCUGAAAAAACAGUUGAUAGCCCACCAUCUUUGGAUAGCCCUGAAAUGCAGACUGCUGCAGAAAGAUUCGCCAAACAAAACCAGUGUACGCUUAAAAAAAACACCAAGGUGCAUAUAGAUAAUACUGAUGUGAUAACCAUAACAAGUCCUAUGCCGGAUAGGAAGUAUGCAACAAUUUCAGGAAAUCUUGCUACAACCACAUUCAAACCUCAGGUAAAGGCCAAACCUCCCGUUUUGAAGAAACCAGUCUUUGCAGUUCCUCUUCCUGCAUUAGCUGCCGAAUGUGGUAAAGAGACUAACCCCACUUGAAUCAAGAAAUAUUGAGUUUGAUAAGAAUCGAAAUGGUGGAAUAUUGGUUUGACUCUUAAAAUGUAUGCUGAUUUUGAAGAGGUUUGUUGAAUUCAUUUUUAAGAUGAUGUUUUUGUCAUCGAAAUUCUCAGUUUUACAUAUUAUUUGAUUCGAGUGAAACCCAAUUUGUUACUGCUAAUUGAUGAUAUUAAACAAUUGAAAGAUAUGUGUGGACCAAUUCAGUUGCCACUGAUUUUUACACAGUAGGGUGCGCUGUCUUAUUAAAAUUUAAAACUUUACUUCCAUCAAUUUUGAUCAACAGGAAUAUUUUUGAUAUUUUUAUAUUGAGAUCUACAUUGAAUGGUGAAAUGAAGAUAUAUGAGAUAAUGUUGGUACAUAGGCUAAGUAAUGUUUUGUUCCAUAUCAGGAAAAUAUUUCAUGGCCUAUUUUUUCAAUGAAUGCCAUAAUGUGUUAGGGCGCAUCUUGUAUAUGUGAACAUGAAAAAUUUGAGAAUAUUAAUCCUACUGGGGUGCACAAUUGAACUUAUCCCUUUAUAAUGAGUAUAAUCAAAACAAACCCAUACUUCUAAACAGAAUCUAAUUUCUUUGCCAAUGGAUGAAUAAAUGGAAUCAUAUGAUUUUUCUCAAAUAACCCUAAUAGUCUCAAUAACUCGCUACAAUUCACUCAUUCCAAUUUUGAAUUCAGGCAAGUUGCUAAGGAUUGAAUUAUAUUCGCAAAUUUAUUGAAACUGAAUUAUUUCACUAAAAAUUUCUUUUAAUAUCUACUAUUAUCAUUUCAUUACUCUAACAUUAAAAGUUUUUGAACAAUUUCAUACAUUUUUCGUUUAAGGAAGGAUUAUUGUUUUCAUUUUUUAUCCUUUAUCUUAUUCAGAAAAUGCAUUCCUGAUCAGCCUUAAUGCUGUAGAUACCAGGAAUGAAUUUUCAUUAUACAUUUUUGAAAUGAAUAUGAAGAUAUUUCGUAGAUUUUUUUCUACGCAAUAUCUUUGUUAAUUUUCAAUCAACUGUUCUCAUUUUUCAGAACCUAAAUAUUUAAUCUUCAAUGAAAUUAUCCUGUAGCCUAAAUAUUUGUGGUUAAACUUAGAUUUUUAAGAAUUGGUUCUUGCUUUCCCAAUUGGCCUCAAAGAAAUGUAUACAAAAAUAUUCAUCUCACUAUAUGAAUGUCUUGACCAUGGUGCUUUUAUUGAUAUUUUCUUUCCUAUCAUAAAGAAAAUCAAGCUUAUGGAUGUUGUGAUCAUCUUAUUAACCAAAGUUUACUGAUGGUAAUAUUUGUGACAAUAUAUUGAAAUUUGGAAACGAAUCUUGGUUUUUUUAAUAGUCGAUAUUUUAGAAUGGUGCCCAUUGAUGUUAUUUAUUCUCAAUUUUUCAAUAGAUAUAAUCUUAUGUAUUUAUAGUUUUGUAUAUUUUACAAGGAAUUAAUUUCUAAGACUGAUAUUCCAUAGCAGUUAGGUAGAGAUAAACUAAUGUUUUAUAAUUGAAGGGGUUGUUUAGAACUCAUCAGAUACGUAAAUCCCUAUGCCAAUUUUUUUCAAUUUAUACAAGACGAAAAACGCCAAAAAUAAUAUUUACUAUACUAUAGACCCAUUUUGUUGAUGAAGGGUUGAAAGUAUGAUCUAAAGAAUAUGCUCCAAUUUUUUAUACCUAAGAAAGCCUCAAGUAUUAAAUGACAUCUGACAGUUAUUGUCUGAACGUAUUCUAAAAUUUGCACAAAUAUCAAUGUCUUAAUCUUUAAAAAAUAAAUACUCCAAUGUUUGAUAAGUCUACAUAUAAUCCUAUACUUGAAUUGUUUCAAUGUUUUUUCAGAUGUUUUAUUAGUUUUCUACUCAUAAUGUAUAUUUUAUAUUAAUCAACUUUUUAAUGCCUUAUUAAAGGAGUGAACAUCUUAGAUAAGUUAUAAUUCGAUUUUGCAAUUCUAAAUAUUCAUAAGGCGUGAAUCUCAAAAAUAGAUGUGGUGUCUUUCAUAUUUAGUGCAGAGAAGCUGUGAAGAUAUUGUCUAAAUAUUAUUAUGUACAAUGUAUACUCAUUAAGAAAAUGACAUUAUAUAAUUAUUACCUGUCCA